Anopheles maculipalpis is the source of this 939-nucleotide messenger RNA. Its product is annotated as 37 kDa salivary gland allergen Aed a 2-like. Gene Ontology annotation, biological process: sensory perception of smell. The transcript has 4 exons. The record is from RefSeq and is a predicted model, not a curated record. Gene Ontology annotation, molecular function: odorant binding. NCBI's taxonomy places the organism in Eukaryota, Metazoa, Arthropoda, Insecta, Diptera, Culicidae. Bases 1 to 939 code for a protein of 312 amino acids.
AUGAUCAUCAUCGUUGUCCUUCUGUCAUUUCUCGCUCCGUUGGUGGUCCCGGCGCCCCAGCCAUGGAAAGCGUUAGAUCCUGAGCAAACGCUCUACGUGUACAAACGCUGUUUUGAAGAUCAUCUUCCAUCGGGAUCCACCAGGAGGGCUUACAUAAAGUUUUGGAUAGACUGUAAAUUGGAACCCAACGACCCCAUUACGCACUGCUAUGUGAAGUGUGCUUUGGCAGGAUUGCAAUACUAUGACCCAGAGAAAAACACAUUUAAGGCUGAGAGAAUUCCUAUUCAAUAUCAAGCGUACAAACAUUUCUUCCAAGUCAAACAAGAAGAAGUCUCGAAAUUUCAAAACGCUUUGGCUACUACCACUCCAAAAACGAACAGCUGUGUCGAUCUGUACAAUGCGUACAUACCGAUUCACAACAAAUUUUUGAAUGUGUCCCGCCAACUGUAUCACGGUAGGAAUGAGACUAAUGAUAUAAUUUAUGCUGCAAGGCCUGACAUCAAGCAAAAGUACGAAUCUUUCCAUGCGUAUUGUGAAAGGCGUGCUUGGAAGGAUAAGAAGCAGAGUGAAUGGAAGCAGGGUCGAAAUUACGAGCUCUCUGGUAGCCCAGAACUGAAGCAAGCGAUCGAUUGCAUCUUCCAUGGUUUGCGCUACAUGGAUGACACCGGUUUAAGGGUUGAUGAGAUUGUGCGUGAUUUUAAUCUGAUCAACAAGAGUGAGCUGGGACCCAAGGUCCGCCAAAUUCUGGAAACGUGCUCAGGGAGUGAAGCCUACGAUUAUUACUCAUGUCUGUUGAAUAGUGACCUAAAGGAAGACUUUAAGGAGGCAUUCGAUUACCACGAGCUCCGUUCCGCGGACUACGCUUAUCUACUGCUACAAAACGUGUACAUAGGACCGGAAAAGGUUAAGGAAGCUUUGAAGAAACUAACCAACAUUUGA